Molecule: messenger RNA, 819 nt
Organism: Ascoidea rubescens DSM 1968
Lineage: Eukaryota; Fungi; Ascomycota; Saccharomycetes; Ascoideales; Ascoideaceae
Gene: CTK3
Product: Ctk3p
Exons: 2
Coding region: 1-819 (272 amino acids)
Biological process (GO): positive regulation of transcription by RNA polymerase I; positive regulation of DNA-templated transcription, elongation
Cellular component (GO): CTDK-1 complex
Source: RefSeq, a predicted model, not a curated record
AUGGAUGCCUUUGAAGCAAGAUUGGAGUUCUCAAAAAAGCUAUUUAAUCUAAUUCCCUCCUCAGUAAUCAUCUCGAGCUGUGUUAAUUUUGCUCUAAGAUACUGUGAUUAUCAAGAUGACUUCAACUCUUGUAUCAUCGAAGUAUUAUCUCAAGUUGACUUGAAUCAAAAACUAAAUAUCCUCUAUUUUAUUGAAGCUCUUCUACUCCAUCCCCAAUUACAAAUCAACAAAGAUAUAACCACUUUUCCUCCCUAUUUAUUAGACAUCCUAAGGGCCCUACCAAACUAUUUAAUCACCAUAAUCCCUUCUCAUCAUGGUGGUUUAAGCAACUUAAGGGUAGCUUUCUCUAUUUUACAAAAUAUAGGCAACAACUUUCUUACUUUAGAUCCCCCAAUUGAUCUUGACAAAAAUACUGACAAAAAUCUUGAAAAUUUUUCAUCUGAUCUUAAUUUAUUAAACUCUUUAAAAAUAUCAAAUGAUUCCCUAAAUAAAAACAUUCAUUCCUUUGAUAAUCUGAAUGCAAAUCUGAUCAAUAACUCAAAUACUCAAAAGGAAACAAAAAUAAAUUAUGAAGAUAUUAUAUAUCAACAAUUUCCUGUGUCUGGUGGCAAAAUAUUAGCAAGAAUGGAAUUGGAUAGAGAAAGACAUAAAAAAUUAAAAGAAAGUAAAUGGAUGGUCAAUAGACUUGAUAAAGCUGUCGAUAAAAAUGAAUUCAGAUAUUUAUGGGAUAAAUAUGAUGAACUAUCAGACGAUGAUAUUGAUAGAAUUGAAGAAUUGAAUGAUUUAGCAAGAGACAGUUAUAAUUAUCCAUUAAUUUGA